This is a messenger RNA of Entamoeba invadens IP1, 139 nucleotides long. RefSeq lists its product as hypothetical. The annotation marks the transcript as partial. NCBI's taxonomy places the organism in Eukaryota, Evosea, Mastigamoebida, Endamoebidae. The transcript has 3 exons. The record is from RefSeq and is a predicted model, not a curated record.
AUGUUAAUUUCAGAUGACCUUACCAAAGUUAAAUCUUUAAUUGUUUCAUUUUUCUACAAUGACUUGAAGCCAUCAAACCCCGCACUCUUAAUUGAUAUUAAAAAGUCAUCAGUCGGGCUAAAUAUUCAAGUGUUUUCAU